Messenger RNA from Puntigrus tetrazona (Sumatra barb), 3393 nucleotides. RefSeq names its product sideroflexin 3 (gene sfxn3). Gene Ontology annotation, molecular function: monoatomic ion transmembrane transporter activity. Gene Ontology annotation, biological process: serine import into mitochondrion; monoatomic ion transport. Lineage: Eukaryota; Metazoa; Chordata; Actinopteri; Cypriniformes; Cyprinidae. The transcript is spliced from 11 exons. Gene Ontology annotation, cellular component: mitochondrial inner membrane. The record is from RefSeq and is a predicted model, not a curated record. The coding region runs from base 186 to 1154 and encodes 322 amino acids.
CCUCUCUUCUCAAAACACCUCCUUUUACACAAAAAGUGUCCAUUCAUCAUUUUAGCUCUUCGGUCGGAUUUUCAAGGCGAGACCGGAAGUGCGUUCAGUGGUCUGUCAUCACGCAGAGGAAAGCAGUCAGCGCUGAGGUCAUCUGCUUCAAGGCUUUUUUGGUGAUCUUCACAGAACCCGAUAGGAUGUCUGGAGAUCUGCCUCUAAAUAUCAACAUCAAGGAACCACGAUGGGACCAGGGCACGUUUAUGGGCCGAGCUCAGCACUUCUUCAUGGUGACGGACCCCAGAAACGUGCUGCUGUCCAGUGAGGUUUUAGAGGACGCCAGAGUUACUGUGGAGAACUACAGGUUGGGAAUCUUGAAGCCUGGUCUAACAGAAGAUGAACUAUGGAGGGCCAAAUACAUCUACGACUCUGCUUUUCACCCCGACACGGGAGAGAAAAUGCUGCUAGUUGGACGCAUGUCUGCACAAGUGCCCAUGAACAUGACCAUUACGGGUUGCAUGCUUACCUUUUACAGGACAACCCCAGCAGUGGUGUUCUGGCAGUGGGUAAACCAGUCCUUCAACGCCGUUGUCAACUACACUAACCGCAGCGGAGACGCGCCAAUCACCGUGAAUCAGCUUGGGGCAGCCUACGUUAGUGCUACUACUGGAGCUGUAGUAACAGCCCUCGGACUAAAGUCUCUGACCAAGCACUUGCCAGCUAUUAUGGGGCGUUUUGUUCCAUUUGCUGCAGUGGCCGCAGCAAACUGUAUCAACAUACCCUUCAUGAGACAAAGAGAGCUGAAGUACGGGAUCCCUGUUACUGAUGCUGAGGGAAAACGUCUCGGAGAAUCAAGUACGGCUGCUAAGCAAGCCAUCGUACAGGUGGUGGUGUCUCGUAUCGGCAUGGCAGUGCCAGCCAUGGCUAUUCCUCCAGUUAUCAUGAAUGCUUUAGAGAAGAAGGCCUUCAUGAAGCGGUUCCCGGUUCUCAAUGCCCCCGUACAAGUUGGACUGGUUGGAUUUUGUCUGGUAUUUGCCACUCCUCUGUGCUGUGCUCUCUUCCCACAGAAGAGUUCUAUGAAGGUGAGCAGCCUGGAGCCGGAGCUUCAAGAGAGUAUACGACAAAGCAAUCCCAACAUCACUACUGUUUAUUUUAACAAGGGUCUGUAAGAGACCUAGGUUGCAGCCCAUCUUGACGUCCUCCACUGCACCGGAGGUUAGUGGGCACAGCUUGAAGGGUAGAACAUAUUUAUUUUUGUUUUGCUGUUCGGAGUUAUAUAUUUUGUCAAUUUUACACAUGUUAUUGUACUAUCUAAAAUGACUAUAUGUACAGUGAAGGUCAAAACUCGCUGCUGGAUUUAGUUAAAGAUGCUUGAAUGUUAACUGCUGCAUUGCUUCACGCCUCCGUCUUGUGUUGACCACACACACGUAGACUUAUUAACCAGUAUAUUCAUUACUUUCAUUAAUACUAGUUUAUCACAUGCAUAUUGUUUUUAUCACUAGUUCUCUUUCGCUCAGAGUUUUGUAAGAUUUCCAGGCUCGUGGCUCAAACAUCUCUCUAACUCCACUAUACCAUGUUACUAAAAACAGUUAAGAAAAUUGGGUUUUAAUUUUUAUUCUGCCAGGAGUAUUUCCACCUUUCACGCUCCACUAUGUGCCCAUUAAGUGCACUUACACGGUGAAUGCAGUGUGCUUUACUCUGUACUACAAAAGAAACCCCAGGGAUGUGCAAAACACUCCUUCAUGAGCACAUCAACAUUAUUGGGUGACUAUCACUGAUACCGUUUCCAGCAGGCCAUACUUCAUUAUUUCUGUCUAAGCCUUAUAGACCUGUGCGGUUUGAAGUUGUCUCCGAGACAUUUGGUUGUAGUUUGUGUACUGAAGAAAGGUCAAAAUAACAUUUAUUGGAGUGUUUAAUACGUAUUAUUAGCAUUUGUGAUUGUAUGAGUAAUUUGCCCAAAUAGGACAGAAUGUGUCUGGGCUUAAAGACAGAAGCACUACAUAUCUCAGGCAGAAAGAGCAAAUUAUAAGAACAAAGUUUGCUCGUGUUCGAUAGAAAUAUGCUAGAGUAUGGAGAGAAAAAAAAAGCUUCAUAUGCCCUGCUUGAUCAUGUAUUACAUCUCAGACAUGUACAGUUAUGGGAACAACAAUCAGAUUUCUUUGUUGUUGUCACGGAGGAAUCCAUUAUGUGUUUUAUUAAUAGUAUAUAUGAUGAUGUCAGUCAUAGUGUCUGUAUAUGAUAUAUGUAUAUGAUAUAACCAUUUGUAAGUUCACUAGCCCCUGGUCCUUUAACCUGAGCACACAUGAUCAAACUUGCUUUCUCUUGACGUAUUGUGGUAUUGUUACGGUGUGUAGUUUUUGUUGUCCGGUUCCUGUUGUUUUUGUAGAUGAAGUUAACAAACCUUUAACAGUGUUUUUUUUUUUUUUUUUGCCAUCAGACUCAUAGACACUGUCAUUAUUCUCAUCAUAUCCUCUAAGAGGCAGUAGAGAUCUGUUGUUUUUAAGCACUCCAUCGUAGGCGUUUUAUUUAGCCUAAUAUUUAAGCACAUUAAAUGUUACACAAGUACGCUGUUGAAAAAUACGGCCCGGUUGAAUGCAGUCAGGGUUUGACGCACAAAUUCCCUGUUACUAUGAUACAAAUACACGUCUAGGUGUGAUAUAGAGAAGUGUUGGAUUUGUUAUGCAAAUGACUAUUUGAUUGUGAUUUAUACAAAACUGUCUGAUGUCCUGUUACACCAAAUAUCACAGACCAGCCACCUAGUGUCAAGAAAUGUUCUUCCUUUCAAAAUACUCAGUGUACCAGCAUGCUCACCUUGAUAAGACGCAGAACUACAGACUUAAACUGACAGACAUUACAGUAUACUGUAAUAGCAUCCUCAACAACACCGACCCAGCUUACUGUCUAUAAUAUCAGCAAUACACCAGAUUGUUAGCAAAGGUGGUGUUUCAAGAUCUUUCAAAUAUUUUAUGUAAAUUGCACUAGACUACUGACAGUGUAUAGGAUGUAAAACCACAAUGUUGUAAUUGUAAAGGUUAAUGAGCUUAGAAUUAUCAUGUUGUUUUCUAUAUGCAGUUACGACAUUAUGGUUGUCCAUUAAAUUGUCAUAUGUCAAAACAAAAUAUAGAUUGUCACCAAAUAAGACUUCGCCAAAAGGAAAUUGAUUCAAUGCAUAUAUGGUUGACGCUUGGAGCACAAUUUAUUGACCAGUCUCCUUUAAUGUAAAAAGCGCAGACAAAUGCAAGUGUAUAAUUGGGGUGAAGUUACUUGCAUGUAAAGGAAGACCCACUUCAGCAGUUAUUCUAUAUGGUAAUAUUGGUGCUUGUUUUAUUUUUCCAGCAUUUUAUAUUGUUUUGUUAAAUCCUUGUGUGUAUUUUAUCUGGAAUAAUGUAAUAAAGAUAUUAAACUAUG